Molecule: messenger RNA, 1804 nt
Organism: Austrofundulus limnaeus
Lineage: Eukaryota; Metazoa; Chordata; Actinopteri; Cyprinodontiformes; Rivulidae
Gene: drd4b
Product: dopamine receptor D4b
Biological process (GO): negative regulation of adenylate cyclase activity; negative regulation of voltage-gated calcium channel activity; adenylate cyclase-inhibiting dopamine receptor signaling pathway
Cellular component (GO): plasma membrane
Molecular function (GO): G protein-coupled receptor activity; dopamine neurotransmitter receptor activity, coupled via Gi/Go
Source: RefSeq, a predicted model, not a curated record
UGGRGUGUUUCUGUGUUUUGUUGUUUUUUAUUGUUUAUUUUUGUGUUUAUAACACUUGAGUCUUUAUGGCACUGUCCGACCCGGUCCAGGUGAAUGUUUUGUGUAUUUGCAGCCCACCGCUGACAUGUUUGUUGUUGAACCCUGCUGCUUGGUCUUGCAGCCAGAGAUCCUCUAAGAAGAUUUGCGGAUUUGCUCUCGCCUUCUGAUUCGUCCCCUGUUCCUGAUCAGGUUGGAGGAACCCGGUUCACAUUGUGUUACAGGAGUUCUGUCAGUGGAGGGAAUGCAAAGGAAACUGGUUUGGAUCCGGUCGGAUGAAGCCUGGUUCCCUUUUUAYGCACAGAGAGCGGAGCACACCGGGAUCACAGAGCAUCUUCACAGUUGCUCUCAGACUCACAACCCUCGUGCUGUUAAUGAAACUAAUGGAUCUGGGUAUCAUAGAUGAAACCCCCUCUGAACAAAGCGGUUCCUGGUCGGACAAGCAGCCCAUGGGUCUGGAGCACCAGCAGGAACCAUGACAGACAGCUGGACGGGUUUUAACGCCACGCAGCUGCAGGUGGUUGUUGAAGCGGAACAUUUCAACAUCCCGGCGCUCAUAUUCGGAGUUUUACUGAUUUUUUUUGUCACGGGUGGGAACGUACUCGUGUGCCUCAGUGUUUACAUGGAGAAGGCUUUAAAAACUACAACUAACUACUUCAUAGUGAGUCUGGCAUUUGCAGAUCUGCUGCUGGCGGUGCUCGUCCUGCCGCUCUUUGUUUACGCAGAGCAGAUGUAUUGCUGUGUCCAUCCCGCUGAACUACAACCGUAAACAWGUGGACUACCGUCAAACCCUUCUUCUGUCUGCUACCUGGCUGCUGGCCUCCGCCGUUGCCUCACCGGUCAUCUUCGGCAUCAACAAUGUGCCUGACCGUAACCCCAGCGAGUGUAAACUGGAGGACAACAAUUAUGUGAUUUAUUCAUCGGUCUGCUCCUUCUUCAUUCCCUGUCCCAUAAUGGUCCUGCUCUACUUUGGUGUCUUUCGAGGGCUGCAGCGGUGGGAGGARACCCGUAAGGCCAAACUGCGCAGCAGCAUUGAGGAGUGCCGGAAGCUGCAGCACGCCACCACGGCCGCCUCCCUUCCCACGCUGACAGGCACCAUUCCCGGGCCUCUGCCGAUGCCCCUGCCCAGAAUCAUUGAGCGGGACCUGGCCCAGAGUCGGAUGGAUGAUUCAGGCGAUUACAUACAGAAAGAGAUUCCUUAUCCUCGGCAGUACAGAGAAAACUCUGUGCCCACAGUGACAUUCAGCCAACAGCAACAGCUCAAGAAGAGGGCCAAACUUAACAACAGGGAGAGGAAAGCUAUGAGGGUCCUGCCUGUUGUUGUAGGCUGCUUCCUGUUCUGCUGGACUCCAUUCUUUGUGGUCCACACAAUGCGAGCCUUGUGUUUGACCUGCAACAUCCCUCCCGCUCUGAUCAGCAUCGUCACCUGGCUGGGUUACGUCAAUAGUGCCCUCAAUCCCAUCAUCUACACCAUCUUCAACACAGAGUUUAGGAAGUUUUUCAAGAAAUGUUUGCAUAGCUGCUGCUGACACCCACUGUCCUCUGACAGACUGUUAAGUUUAAAGGACAGUCUGGUCAGUUUUCAGGUGAGGUUCUGUCAAAUAGAUAAAUACGUAUUACCUUAGUCCCAGAAUAUAGUGUUAGGAGAAAAAUUCACAAGGCUAUGCUAAAGGCUAGCCAAACAAGGGCUAAUGUUUAUGGUUUGUCAGGCUAAAAAAUUUAAAUCUUUCUCAAAAUCAGCAUACUACCGUGAAAGAAUGUGUCAUGC